Messenger RNA from Phanerochaete carnosa HHB-10118-sp, 666 nucleotides. RefSeq lists its product as uncharacterized. Bases 186 to 653 code for a protein of 155 amino acids. NCBI's taxonomy places the organism in Eukaryota, Fungi, Basidiomycota, Agaricomycetes, Polyporales, Phanerochaetaceae. The record is from RefSeq and is a predicted model, not a curated record. The transcript has a single exon.
AUCCUCUAUCGGUGAUGUACGCUCUGCUUUCAUCGACGCCCACCUUGUCGAGGGUCCGAGGGCGACCAUUGGCGGAUUGCACGCAAGAGAACGUCAUGCCUCCGCGAGCUUGGCGCCAUCGGCCCUUCCGGAUGCCACACAACCCUCGUCGAGUGUCUCGCGAACCGUGCUGGCAGCAACGGACGAUGCGCCCCUUUUUCACCGCACUGCAACCCGCCGCCGUACAUGUUGCCCAGGCUAGAGGUGCUCGUCAUCCUCCCGCUGCUCGGCUCGAACCGUUUGAAAACCACGAUGCCCCCACCUUCUGGACGCGUAUGCGAAGGUUUUCGGGAAUGCGACUGGUCACAGAGGGCGCAGGCAUCUGCCAGCAGGACGCCGACGAGUUCCGGGGCGUCCCCGAGGUGCAGAUGCCGGCCAUGAGUUGCGAAGGAUCGGAGAGAAGUCUUGACAACGUGUACUUUGCGGCUGGUUUUGGCGACCAAUCUUACGAUCCCGGGCCCGGGCGGCAACAAAGAGCUAGAAUCAUUCAUGGCUUGAUCGCCAGUCUUGCGCUGAGUGUGUUCUCUGUCUCAGUCGGUGGUUGUUGUCCUCCGCAGACUUCGCGGCAGACUUUGGCGAAGGAUUUCAACGAUCUCCGCCUCGGACGGCAGUAAAGAGCCAGGUCAG